AAUUUCACUUCAUAAACCCUUUGCCAAAUUUACCCUUUCUGUUUUCUAACAAUGGCACCAAAAGCAGAGAAAAAGCCCGCCGAGAAGAAACCAGCCGCCGAGAAAACUCCAGCAGAGAAGAAACCAAAGGCAGGAAAAAAACUUCCCAAAGACGCCGCUGCUGCCGGAGAUAAGAAGAAAAAGAGAUCCAAGAAAUCAGUUGAAACUUACAAGAUUUACAUCUUUAAGGUGUUGAAGCAAGUUCAUCCUGAUAUCGGUAUAUCCAGCAAAGCUAUGGGAAUAAUGAACAGUUUUAUUAACGAUAUAUUUGAGAAGCUUGCUCAGGAAUCUUCUAGACUUGCUCGUUACAACAAAAAGCCUACGAUUACUUCGCGUGAAAUUCAAACUGCUGUUAGGUUGGUACUUCCUGGUGAAUUGGCUAAGCAUGCUGUUUCGGAAGGAACAAAAGCUGUUACGAAAUUUACUAGUUCUUAAUUUUUAGGGUUUGUGGAUGUAAAUUUAGUUUAAUUAAGUGUGUUUUUAGGGUUGAGAUGGCUGAGUUGGUUUAAGGUGUUAGAUUAAUGUUCUGUUCUGGAAGAGUAUGUAGUUUGCUUUUGUAAUGGAUUGCUUAUUAUGAAUGAAAAUUUCUAGUUUUCUUCA
Molecule: messenger RNA, 639 nt
Organism: Lycium ferocissimum
Lineage: Eukaryota; Viridiplantae; Streptophyta; Magnoliopsida; Solanales; Solanaceae
Product: histone H2B.3
Exons: 1
Coding region: 52-474 (140 amino acids)
Biological process (GO): nucleosome assembly
Cellular component (GO): nucleosome
Molecular function (GO): protein heterodimerization activity; DNA binding; structural constituent of chromatin
Source: RefSeq, a predicted model, not a curated record